Molecule: messenger RNA, 1635 nt
Organism: Colletotrichum truncatum
Lineage: Eukaryota; Fungi; Ascomycota; Sordariomycetes; Glomerellales; Glomerellaceae
Source: RefSeq, a predicted model, not a curated record
AUGAAUCUCACUGUUGACCACCGAAGCAGGUCUGCCGCCGCGGCUGACGAUGAUGGAGCGGACCAAAUCGGCUUUGAUACGCCCCGCUCCGGCGUGGCAACCCCUCAGCCCGACCUCCAUGACAAACGUUUGCCGGGAAUCAUGAGCUACUUCGGCCAGGUUCGUACAGAUUCUAUUCACAAUUCUGUAUCUGCCCCUGUCGCGUCGGAUUUUGUGCGAGGGCAGUCUCCUUACGGUCCCUCAACCGACCCAGUCGAGAUGAAUGGAACGCCCUCUCAGGUCAGCUCAGUGGUUGCUGUGCCCUGUGGCGAUUCUGAACCAAUGCCCCCAUUAACCCCCUAUCCUGAGCCACGAACCGCGUCACAACACACUGCAUCAAACGCACUGCAAGGAGCCCACCAGUAUCCGACCCCGCCGAUAUCAAGACGGUCGUCGAUAGGGUAUCCUGCGAGAAGUCUGUCAUUGUGGCACGGAGACACACGAUCCGCUGCAUCUUCAUCUGCGCGACCGUUGCUCCAAAAAAGCUCAUCAGACUUCUCGACAACAAAGUGCCGCAGCCUUACCCUCAUGUCCCAACCCUCAAGCGUGGUCACCAAAUCGGCUGUGCAUGCUCAUCACAUAUCCAACCCCAGCCUCCCCAAACCCACCACACCAGUGUCUCCCACACACCCCCAGAUUGGUUCAGCACAGAAAGCCACUCCCUUUGACAACUAUUCCUCACUUGAUCAGCUGAAGAGGCUAACACAAGUCGCGGGUUUCAAGAGCGGACCGCCAACUCCCACUCGAGCCCUCUCGGCAGCUCAACCAUCUCAGGAAGAGCGAUCGGGCUCAAAGAGAAGCAGUAAUGAAACGGCACCUCCUAGUGGCACCCAGACGCCUAGAGGCUCUACCGGCGCUCAAGUCCCCGCAGCGAAGGGCAAGCUCACGAUCAAGAUCGUGGAGGCAAAGGGUCUAAGACGUGCUAGAGAUCCCUAUGUUGUUGCUGUUUUCCAAAGAAGCGAGCUAAUCUCAGGAGGCCCGCGGUCCGUUGAGGAGGAGGAAGAUGUAAACCUGCCGGCGCCGUCCUUGGGAGGCAUUCCGAUCCAGAGGCAAGGAAGCGAUUCGGGGCGGCCCGCCAUGUCCAUCCCUAUGCGCAGCCGUCAAAGCAGCAACACUAGUAUUUCUGACUACAACACGUUCCGCAACAAGUCUCGGCGAUCUUUUACCAGCCCAAAGUGGGACGCUGAAGCAGAGUUCGAUGUUGUGGACUCUAACAUGCUGGUGGAUAUUUCGGUUUACGACCACAGCGCAAAUGGCGAAGAGUUCCUGGGUCACGUCGAUUUCCAGGCAAACCGGGACUCUAACAACCCGGUCCGCGGUUGGUUUACGCUUAAAGGCCAUGCCGACACAAUGGCGGAGAACGCCCCCACUGCCAACUUCCAGGGCUUCACUUUUGUCGACGAGAGUGCCCUUGACGAUCACAUGAGGGAUAAGAACCGAUAUGAUGACGAGGAGAUGCGCGACUCGCAUCAUCAAGACGACGAUGACUGGGACGACCUGGAAGACAUGAACCAACGAGGCAACCGUAUGAGUGGCAUAGUGAGGACAACUACCAACGACGAGCAGAUGGUUGGCGGUGGCCACUUUGAUGUCUGA